AUGUCUUUCUCUACUGUCUUCCGUCGUGCCGCCGUCGCCCCGGCUUUCUCUGCCCGAGCUUUCAGCACCACCACUGCUCGACCUCUGGCCAAGAUCACCAUUGUUGGAAACCUUGCCGACACCCCAGAGGUUCACCCCACCAGCACCGGCCGCGAAAUCGUCCGCUACGCUGUCGCUAGCAACAGCGGUUCCCGUGAAAACCGCAAGACGAGCUGGUUCAAGGUCACCAGCUUCGCCGAGGGUCCUUCCCGAGAUUACCUCAUGAGCCUUCCCAAGGGUGCUACCGUCUACGUCGAGGGCGACGCUACUCUCAACGCUUACACUGACGCCAACGGCCAGAACCGCACAAGCUUCAGCGUUGUCCAGCGCCAAAUCGAGGUUCUUCGACGUCCCCAAGCUCCCGAGCAGGGCGAGUAA
Fusarium venenatum is the source of this 417-nucleotide messenger RNA. NCBI's taxonomy places the organism in Eukaryota, Fungi, Ascomycota, Sordariomycetes, Hypocreales, Nectriaceae. The record is from RefSeq and is a predicted model, not a curated record.